Xylaria bambusicola is the source of this 1047-nucleotide messenger RNA. RefSeq lists its product as uncharacterized. The transcript has a single exon. Lineage: Eukaryota; Fungi; Ascomycota; Sordariomycetes; Xylariales; Xylariaceae. The coding region runs from base 161 to 814 and encodes 217 amino acids. The record is from RefSeq and is a predicted model, not a curated record.
ACCCACAAACAACUGUAAAUACAGUCCAGUCGCUCGCUUGCACCGGUAUAAUCUUGUCAUUUUCUGACUUCAGUCCUUCGCUUCAGACAAACCUAAUACCCGUCACCUCGACACAUCUUAAGUAAUAUCUAAUACUUUCAAACCAACAACCUCAGUCAAAAUGCGUACCGCUGCUGUUGCCCUUGCUCUGGCCGGCCUUGCCGCUGCCACUUACGACACCUACCCCGUCAACGGCGGUUACCCCGUCGGCGGUGGCUACCCGGUCGAGUCCAGCUCCAGCUCUGCUGCCUACCCUACCACCACUGAGACUCCCAGCUACCCCGUCGAGACUCCUAGCUACCCUGUUGAGUCUUCCACUGAGGUCUACCCCACGAGCACUCCUUCCAGCUCUGCUCCCGGCUACCCCGUUGAGACUCCCUCGUACCCUGCCGAGACUCCUUCUUACCCUGCUGAGACCCCCAGCUACCCGGCUGAGACUCCCAGCUAUCCUGUUGAGACUCCCUCCACCUACCCGGUUGAGUCCCCCACCAGCUACCCUGCCGGUGGCAACAGCUACCCUACCUACCCGGUCGAGUCCUCAACUUACCCCGUUGAGACUUACCCUGCCGAGACUCCCAGCUACCCCGUCAACACUCCUGCUCCUUACCCUACUCAGAGCUACCCUGUCACUCUGACCACCUCGGUCGGCACCGUCUCCGUCCCUACCCAGGGAUACCCCACUGGCUCCUCCACCCCCAUCCCCACCGCUGGUGCUGGCCGUGUCGUUGCCUCUUUCGGUGUUGUCGGUGCCGCUGUCGCCGCUUUCCUUUUGUAAGCGAUUUCCCUGUCUCCUGGAUUAGGGAUCUCACUCUGCAUGGGAUAUGACGGCGCUACGGCGUGAUGGAGUUACUCCGAAUAUCAAAAGGUCUAAAUGUCGUCCUCCGGCGAUAUGGGGUGGAGAUAUAUAUAAAGUUGGUUUGAAUGUAUUCUAAUUCUUGAGUCGUCGAUCAUGAGCUCAUGAUGAUGAUGGAUAGACCUUUACAUAAUGAUAUUUUCAGAUGUGUCAAA